This is a messenger RNA of Drosophila pseudoobscura, 2436 nucleotides long. RefSeq names its product UNC93-like protein. Gene Ontology annotation, molecular function: potassium channel regulator activity. Gene Ontology annotation, cellular component: plasma membrane; striated muscle dense body. Gene Ontology annotation, biological process: regulation of muscle contraction; regulation of potassium ion transport. Bases 200 to 1759 code for a protein of 519 amino acids. The transcript has 6 exons. NCBI's taxonomy places the organism in Eukaryota, Metazoa, Arthropoda, Insecta, Diptera, Drosophilidae. The record is from RefSeq and is a predicted model, not a curated record.
AUAUUAGUUUAGUUUUAAUUGCGCUCGAAAACGGUUCAGUUCGCUUCGAUUUGGUUUGGGAAUCGUAUCGUCUCGCCCUUCGCAGAACAGAUCCGGGACGCAACUCUCGUCGGACGGUCACCUUUUUGGGGCAUCGAUAGAAGGAGUGGAAUUUUAAUUGUAAAACCAAUUCCCAUCCACAGAGCUCUCUUCUAUCGGCAUGGCACCGCCGAACAGCACAUCGGACAGCAACAACGAGGAACUCGCUUUGGACACAAGUGCUGCACAUGGCAAUGGCACAAUCACAGCUCCAACGGGAGCGCCUGCCACUGGGUCGACACUGGCCACCGGCGACAACAAAGUCAAUCAGUGGCGGUACGAGCCACGAGAACGUUUCAUUAUCACCCGAAAUGUCGUUGUGAUUGGCCUCGCGUUUAUGAUACAUUUCACGGCCUUCCAUGGCACAUCGAACCUCCAGAGCUCGGUGAAUGCGGACAAGGCCCUGGGCACCACCACACUGGCCGUCAUCUACGGCUCCCUGAUUUUGUCGAAUGUGUUUCUGCCCAUGACUGUGAUUAGUUGGUUCGGCUGCCGCUUGACCAUGGCCCUCGCUCUGUUCGCCUACAUGCCCUACAUCGCCGCCCAGUUCUAUCCCCGGUUCGAGACACUGAUUCCCGCAGCUCUAAUGGUGGGCUUCGGCGGCGGACCUCUGUGGUGCUCCAAGUGCACGUACCUAUCCACCGUAUCGGAGGCGCUGACUCAAGUGCGCGGCAACAAGUCACGGAAGGAUGUCAACACGGUCAAGUUCUUCGGUCUGUUCUUCAUCUUCUACCAGAUGGCUCAGGUCUGGGGUAACCUUAUCUCCUCCUCGGUGCUCACCCUGAGUGGUCCGGCCAAGACCGCGAGCAAUGGCAGCCUGGAAAUGGAAGAGGAUAGCAGCCCAAGCCUCAGCAAAGUGGGCGAGUUGUGUGGCGCACGCUUUUGUCCGGGUGUGGGGGCCGAGGCCAAUCCCAAUCUGGUGCCUCCGGCUCCGGAGCAGAUUCAGCUGCUGAACUCGAUUUUCCUGGCUUGCAUGGCUGCUGCCGUCGUCAUGAUGAUCUUUGGCGUAAGUUCCCUAAAGCGCUAUGGCGUCAAGCGUGGCGACACAGGAGACGGAAUUUCUGGCCUAAAGUUGCUGACGGUGACCAUUAACCUGCUGCGCAAGCGCCGCCAGAUCCUGAUGCUGCCCAUUACCAUGUUCAUUGGACUGGAGGAGGCUUUCCUGGCCGUGGAUUUCACCCGCUCGUUUGUGGCCUGCGGCUGGGGCAUUUCGAAGAUCGGUUUCGCCAUGAUUUGCUUUGGCAUCGCCAAUGCCAUAGCAGCUGGCAUUGCGGGUGCUCUGGUGGAGCGCAUUGGACGCAUCACCUUGGCCGGACUCUGUGCUGUCCUGAAUCUCUGCCUCCUGGCGUACAUGUACACGUGGGAGGCGCGAGAGGGCGACUACAUCCGGUAUUGCGCCUUUGCCGCCGUUUGGGGCAUCUGCGAUGGCGUCUGGUUGGUUGUGGUAAACGCUUUUUAUGGAAUCUUGUUCCCGAACCAUUUGAUUGCGGCUUAUAGCAACUUUCGGCUGUGGGAAAGCACGGGUUCGGUUAUUGGAUACGUGAUAAGCUCGCAGCUUUGCACCUCCACCAAAUUGGUGAUUCUGAUGUGCGUCAUGCUGGUGGGUUGUGUGGGCUACGGUCUCAUCGAAUACCGCGUCUGGCAAAAACAAAAGAAUCUCGAGAUCAUGCUGAGCGAUUGACCAGUAGAUGAUUGAUUGAUGGAGUCAUUCCCUUGCCAUGAAAUUGUUGCCUUUUGUGAUAUUGCCAAUAAUAGAUUUUAAGAUACCAUAGUUUAAUAAAUAAUAGCUUAACAAAAAGUACUAUUUACACCAGAUCCAGUGUUGAAGAAAAUAUUAAUAUUGCGGAAAAUUCUCAAAAUUGAAAGCGACGCGCAUCUGUUCACUUAACUAUUUAGCCUUAUAUUUUUUUUGGGGUUCAUUUGGGUCCACAUGUGUGGCCUGACUGAUUCUACCAAAGGUCUGACUUCUGACCAUAAAUGCGACAAGACAACAUUAAAAUAAAUUAUAAAUAUAAAUUUCAUUAUAUUGUACACUGCUGUGACGCUUAUCAGCUUAUCAGCUCGGAAUGCUAUAAAAACCCAGCUGCAUUUUGUGUACUGACAACAGAUCCUAGUUUGCGGUAAACAGCAUGCAAACUCUAAUUAAUUUAUGUCUAGCAGUUAGCCGAAAGCUGCAAAAAUUACGGAAACUGGCAGAAUAGAGACCUGCCUAUGAGAAGAGGCUGCUUCUUCAUCAGACUUUUUGCCGGAACGAUCAGAGCAGGAUAAAUAACAGCACCUGGUUCUGUUGGAUACUAAAAUUACUGGAGAUAUUUAUGCUUAAUGUGAUGCCAAAUAUAAUAAUAAUAAUAUAAUAAA